ACAAAGUAGUUCCAGGUAGUGUGAGAGUGUUGCAGUGAUUGUAGUGUGUAUCAGUUUUAGCGAAAUUCACCUGUAAUUUCGUCAUCUAAGUUGUUUGAAAUUAUGUGUAUGUAUAUAUAAAGAAUUUGAUAAACUAUAUUCAAGCUUUUCAAGGCUUUGAAUUUUGUACUUAGCACGAAAUGCACAUCGACUAUUUGACGGUCCAACAAUGACGAGAACAAGAUCUGCAGCGGGGUCCAGUUCAGAUUCUAGCGAAGAAUCUGAGAGCGAUCAUGGAAUGAGAGUUGGUGAAGAUUACCAAGCUCGAGUACCCUUUUAUGAUAAAGAUUACAAAUAUCAAUGGGAUAAAGAUGAUCGAGAAGGUCUCCUGGUUUGGCAACCAGGACCAAUGGCUGACGAAGAAAUUGAUAAAUUCAUUAACUUGGCAAGACAACGCUACAACUACAAUUUCGAGCAAGCUUUCGGCAUGCUUUUCUGGCAUAAACACAACAUGAAAACGGCCUUGGCUGACCUUCCCAAUUUUACGCCUAUACCUGAAGAAUUUUCAACGGAAGAUAAAGUAAUCUUCGAGCAGGCCUUUAGUUUUCAUGGUAAAAGUUUUGCCCGAAUUCGCCAAAUGUUGCCAGAUAAAUCAAAUAAAAGUUUAGUGGAGCAUUACUACAAGUGGAAGAAGUCCCAGCACAAAACAAGUGUCAUCGACGAGAAAGCCAAUCAUCGAAGAAAUGACCGCGAGUCUUCAAACAGUUCGGAUGAGGAAACUAAGUCAAAUAAACAAUCAGGUAAGACGGAUGGAAAGAAAAAUGAUGGCUUUCCUAGUCAGCAACCCAAAAGUGGUGUAAAAGGUCGAAGAAAACCUCCUAAAGGAAUGCAUUUAUCCCAGGAAGAUCUUGUUUUACUUGCUUCAGGUCCAUCCGGUCAAGGGGACGCUAUCUUACAAAGAGCUAAUGCAGAUCUGAUUGCUCUAAAGCAACAAGUUCAGACUCACAAGCAAGCGCUUAGCAAAUUCGACCUACCGACAUCAAUUGAUCGCUUCAAAGUCGCUCCACAAGACAAUGGAACCAACAAAAUCUCGAAUAGAUGGACGAACGAGGAGACGCUUAUCGCUAUUCAAUGCAUAAAAGAGUACGGCCGGAAUUAUACCGCCAUCGCAGAUGUUAUAGGAACGAAAACGGAAGCUCAUGUGAAAAACUUUAUCGUUCAGUACAAGUCAAAAUAUAAUUUGGAAGACGUUCUAAAAAAGCACGAUGAAGAUAUGGCGGCGAAGUGUGACGCUGGUCCACCUCCUUUAAUUAAAACGAAGCCCCCCUUACAAUCAACCCCGAAAUAA
Messenger RNA from Dimorphilus gyrociliatus, 1327 nucleotides. NCBI's taxonomy places the organism in Eukaryota, Metazoa, Annelida, Polychaeta, Dinophilidae. The record is from the annotation of a GenBank genome assembly.